AUGCAGAUCUUGAACAUCAGUUCUGUGAAGGAUAAAGAAGAAGUGCAGAAGAACUAUGAACACUUGUUCGCUGCCAACGAUCGCAGUAAAGGAGGUUCUUUUUAUCUUCAGUCAAAGGUGGUGAGGGCCAAGGAACGUAUCGAUGAAGAACUGAAGCACGCAGGUGAAGCAGAACCGAAGUCGUCGCAGACCUCUCAGCAAGCGCAGUAG
Soboliphyme baturini is the source of this 210-nucleotide messenger RNA. NCBI's taxonomy places the organism in Eukaryota, Metazoa, Nematoda, Enoplea, Dioctophymatida, Soboliphymatidae. The record is from the annotation of a GenBank genome assembly.